AUGUCAAUGGAAACUGUACCUAAAGAUUUACGUGGAUUAAGAGCAUGUUUAGUAUGCUCUUUAAUUAAGGUAUGUUUUCUUAUAUUUCUUACCACUAUUUUUACAUUAUUUAAAAAUUAUGUUUUUAUAUUAUUACAAAAUUCAACUUUGUUACAGACAUUUGAUCAAUUUGAAUUCGAUGGUUGUGACAACUGCGAUGAGUUUUUACGUAUGAAAAAUAAUAAAGAUAAUGUUUUUGAUUGUACGAGUUCCAAUUUUGAUGGAUCGAUUUUGCAAGGGUGUGUACGCAAUAUCAGUAUCAGGACGUUUACCAGCAGGUGUUAUAAGGGAGAUGAAAAGCAGAGGAAUAGUGUAUAGACCGCGUGAUACGAGUCAACGAUAA
This is a messenger RNA of Heterotrigona itama, 382 nucleotides long. Lineage: Eukaryota; Metazoa; Arthropoda; Insecta; Hymenoptera; Apidae. The record is from the annotation of a GenBank genome assembly.